AUGUCCUUUCUCCUGCCUUGCCCCAACUGCGGCGAUCGCAGCGUCAACGAGUUCCGUUUCGGCGGGGAGGUCGUUUCUCGCCCAACUCCGGACGCUUCGGCGGAGGCGUGGAGCAGCUACUUCUAUUUCCGCCCCAACGUCGCGGGUGAACAGCGUGAGUGGUGGAACCACCGCUACGGGUGCCGUCGAUGGUUCUACGCUUUGCGAGACACCACGAGCAAUGAGAUACAGGCUACCUAUUGGCCGGGUGAGCAGUCUCCCGCCACAACUUCCUAA
This is a messenger RNA of Geodia barretti, 276 nucleotides long. The record is from the annotation of a GenBank genome assembly. NCBI's taxonomy places the organism in Eukaryota, Metazoa, Porifera, Demospongiae, Tetractinellida, Geodiidae.